AUGGCUGCCGUUGAGAACGUACGUCGACGUCUGUUCGUGGAUCUCGUAUCGGUGGUUCCUCAUCCUCUUCCAGAAUUGUCUGUGGCGCACCGUGUGCCAAAAUCCAAGGAUGGUGAGAGUUUCUUUCAGUUCUCUAAGGAGGAAAUUCAACGCUCGGCAGAACCCUUUAGAUUUUCCAUUGUCUUGAAAUUUCUUCGGAACCGUCCUUCCCUGGAUGCUAUUCGGGCAUUCAUUCAAAAAUGCUGGAAUCUUGAUGGCAUUCCAGUUGUUUCUAACAUGUUGCAUCCUCGGAACGUGUUUAUAAGAAUGACUUCGGAAGAAGACUACAUGAAGGCCCUUUCACGUGAAGUUAAUGAUAUUGACGGGAUUCCAUACCGUCCAUUCCACUGGAGUCCAGAUUUUAAGGAAGAAGAAGAGCCAUCUAUUGUACCGGUUUGGAUCGUUUUGCUAGGUUUGCCUACUAACUAUUAUCAUGAGUCUUUUCUUAAAAUUCUUACUGCUCCAAUUGGUAGAUUUAUUAGACGAGAUAAUCCCACCCGUUGUGCCACUCGCACUGACGGUGCCCGUAUUUGUGUGGAGAUGGAUGUUGCAAAGGAUUCGUUAUCUCAUUUUUGGAUUGAGAUUCUUGGACUGGGGUCUAGCCGCAAACAAGAGAUAAUUUAUGAAACUCUACCGGCGUUCUGUUCCAAGUGCAAAAUACAGGGGCAUAAUGAAAGAACAUGUCGCGCGGGGAAAAAGAUUACGGGACGGAAAGUAUGGGUUCGGCAACAAGAGCCAGUUGUGGAAGAACCGAUUGUGGAAGCACCGAAGGAAACUAAGAAUCUUCCAGUAGUUGAGGAAAAAGAAGGUGAAGCAAAUCAAGAUUCUGAGGCAAAUUUGGAAAUAGGUGAUUCCUCCAUACCUUUGAUUGAGGAGUUGGAAACGGAUAAGGAUCAUGGUGAGUCUCCUGUUAUUGAGGUUCCUGCGGAGGCAGCCAAUAAUAAGGAGGUGGAGAGAAAUGAUGUAAGACUGGUUUGUUCUUCAACGUCGAAUGAGGUGGACUCAAGUUUGAGGGAGGUGGAAAUAGUUCCUUGUACUGAGGAGAGGGAGGUUGAUAACUUGCAGGACGAAGAGGUUUGCUUGGAAGAAGGGUCGAUGUUUGAUCCGAAACCAAAGUUACAUGCGGAAGUCUUCCUGCAAGAUAAGGAAUAUCACACGGAAACAGAGGAUGAGGUAGGGAAGAGAAAAUACCAUAAGUGGCAAUUUGAGAAAAUCAGGAGUUCCAAGAGGGUGAUCACUCGUGCCAAAAAGUUAUCUCAGUGA
This is a messenger RNA of Juglans microcarpa x Juglans regia, 1302 nucleotides long. RefSeq lists its product as uncharacterized. The transcript has a single exon. The record is from RefSeq and is a predicted model, not a curated record. Lineage: Eukaryota; Viridiplantae; Streptophyta; Magnoliopsida; Fagales; Juglandaceae. Bases 1 to 1302 code for a protein of 433 amino acids.